Striga asiatica is the source of this 854-nucleotide messenger RNA. Lineage: Eukaryota; Viridiplantae; Streptophyta; Magnoliopsida; Lamiales; Orobanchaceae. The record is from the annotation of a GenBank genome assembly.
AUGUCGAGGCUGUGGGCGAGGAUCGCAGGUCUAUUCACAAGUAGAUCCUUCGUCGGAAUGGACAAAGCGGGCAAUCGAUAUUUUACCAGAACUGAGCAACUCGAUGUGAAAGAGAAAAGGUGGGUCGUAUUUAAAGGAGAACAGGACCCCACAUCCGUCCCUGUUGAAUGGAUAUGUUGGCUGAAUGGACAGCGGAAAAAGGCACCGACCCCUGAGGAAAUCGCUGAGCUAGAGGCAAGGAGAGAACGCCUUAAAAUGAAUGUUGCUCUUCUCAAAAUGGAAGAAGAAAGAAAAACCAAAGGAGGGAAAGCCACGACAACAAGCAUUGGUAAAGCUGCUGGUCCUGACUUGAAAAGUUUUAUCCAGCAAUUUCCCACUGAUUCAGAAGGUAAAACAAUCAAACCCACUGGUUCAGACCAUGUACCAAGUGGCGAGGUUUCCGAAGAAUCUCAGGAACAUAAAGAAGUUCCGGAAUUUAUCGGAAAGCAGACAGAGUCCUCUGAGCCGACUGGAUCUGGUGAAUCGUUCAGGCCUGGAACAUGGCAACCGCCAAUAUGAAACCCCAUUGGUAGUAAUUCGGCCAUUUGAUUGUAUGUUGGCUCUUUUUUUAAUGAGUGUUGGUCACUUUCUAAAGGAUAUAUUUUGUUAUGAUGGUACACAGAGUAAUUCAACCUCCAUCUGUGUAAGUGAGUUUGUUGUAGUUGGGUUCUAUUAAGAAGGUCGAGCCAUGUGCAUCAACGAAUUCCUAAGUAAAUAAUCCUAGUGCAAUGGAUUUAGAGUUAAAAUUAAGAACUUGCGGUUUAAAAUUAAUGUCGAUUCUGUGAAAAUUAAUGCCUUUAAUAAUUUAAAUAGUG